AACAUAGAAUGUAGUAAAAUACUGUAUCCGUGUGAUGUUUCAACUCGCUUUGUACUCGCAGGGCUUCAAGACAACGGAUGCGGCGUUGCUAAAAGAAUGCGCAGCAAAGGGCUGGCAGGACGGCGCCUGCGCGGUGGCGGUGUGGGUGCUGCAGGAGCUGGUGCUGGUCGCGAACGUGGGGGACGCCAAGUGCAUCCUCGCGCGCCUUCCGGAGCAACCGGCGUCAUCAGCCGCCGACGCCCAGGCGCCCAAACCCAAGGCCAUCGUCCUAACAAAGGAGCACACGGCACUGAUUGAGCGGCAGCGCAUUGAGAAGGCGGGCGGCACGGUGGUGAACGGCCGACUGGCGGGCCGGAUACAGAUCUCCCGCUCCUUCGGUGACGCGGCCUUCAAGCGGCUGGGCUGCUCCGCCGCGCCCGACGUCACCGCCUUCCCGCUCACCCGCCGGGACCGGUUCAUGCUGCUGGGCUGUGACGGCUUCUGGGGGGUGUACGGCGCGCAGGAGGCGGUGGACGCGGCGGCGGCGCUGCUGGCUGAGGGCGCGGCGCCCAAGGCCGUGACCAACCGGCUGUUGUACGUGGCGGUGCGGGAGAAGAAGUGCAAGGACAACUGCAGCGUGCUGCUGGUGCAGUUCGCGUGAGGGCGGUGCGGCGGGGUGGGUUGCGGUUGUGGUUGUGGUUGGUGAUGUGCAUACAGGACUGGGGAUGGCGGUGGCGGUGGGGGUGGGGGUGGGGGUGGGGGUGGGGGUGUGACGGGGUGUGUGCAGGACGCAGCUGGUGGGCAUGGCGCGGCGUGAUGGGCAGGAGCGUGGCGAGCCGGUGUGUGUGUGUGUGUGUGUGUGUAUGUGAAAAAACGAAACGAAAGCCCGCCCAGUGUGUGUGUGUGUGUGUUUGUGUGUGUGUGUGUGUGUGUGUGUGUGUGUGUUGUGUGAUAUAGCAUGUCAGGUGGCACACUGGCACGUUGACAUGUGCAGGGAGCAUUGGAGCAAGAGAGCGCGUGUGACAGCGGAAGUAGCUGGGUUGUCUGGUGUGGUUUUGAGAGGCAGAGAGGCAUGGACAGGGACCGAGUCACUGUCAAUUGCAGGUAAUCUGGGAGGGCUCGUGACUCGUGAGCAAUGAGUGGCAUGGGCUGGCACAGGGCUGCAGAACUGGUGCAGUGUUAGUAUGUGUGCGAAAAUGCGAAAUGACAGACGAGGACACGAGGAACUUUCAUUUGGAGGACAGCGUGGGGGUCCAGCUGCCUGGCUACCUGGCUGCACCGCCAGCGCAUGCGGCAUGCCGCCAGUUGGGCGCGGCCCAGACGUAACGAAGCGCCAGUAACGUAGCGGGUGCCACACCGCUGUCCACGGUUCUGCACGCACUCGUGCCGCACGUGUGGGAGCCGCCGUCAAGAGUGUGACAUGACCAGCAGGGGCAAUGCGAGCAGGUCCGAAAUCGGACAGCUGACAAGUGUGCCGUGUUCCGCGGAGAGUAUGUGAAUUGGAAUGGUUUGGGGAGGGGUUCGGAGUUCGGACGGGGCUGCUGCUGCUGCUGCUGCUGCUGCUGCUGCUGCUGCUUGAGUGCUUGAACACUCCGCUUGAACACUCGGCGGAUGAUGACACCUCGACACCUGGUGCCGGAAUGACGUGUCAUGUGUGAAGACAGGUGGUGGACACGCACACAGCCACAGACACGUGCUGCACAGACACGUCCAUUCUUGCGGCGGUGCGCUGCUGCAUCCGUCUGCAUCCCACCCCGACUCUCAGAGACCCCGACUCGCAGAGAGCCAGAGACCCAGCAGAUGCGGAACGGCCCUGCUGCAGGCAAGGCUGUGCGGAGGGCUGUGCAGUGUGCGGCGGAUACACGUACGGUUUUGUGUUUCAUAGAUGAGCCAAGAUGCUUC
Molecule: messenger RNA, 1881 nt
Organism: Chlamydomonas reinhardtii
Lineage: Eukaryota; Viridiplantae; Chlorophyta; Chlorophyceae; Chlamydomonadales; Chlamydomonadaceae
Exons: 7
Coding region: 35-640 (201 amino acids)
Biological process (GO): protein dephosphorylation
Molecular function (GO): protein serine/threonine phosphatase activity
Source: RefSeq, a predicted model, not a curated record